AUGCGCGGGGCCGAGGGUUUGGACGCCCGUGGAAAAGUGGCGGCUCAUGUGAUACAGGAAGAGAGCGCAAAUGAUAUGGAAUGUGAGCAGCUGCCAGCAGAGACGCUGCGACAAGUGACCAUUCACCGGGACCCUAUAUACGGCUUUGGCUUCGUGGCCGGCAGUGAGAGGCCUGUGGUGGUGCGAUCUGUGAGGCCAGGAGGCCCCUCUGAGGACAAGCUCCUGGCUGGUGACCAGAUUGUGGCUAUUAAUGAGGAGGACGUGAGCGAAGCCCCCAGGGAGAGGUUCAUAGAACUCAUCAGGAACGCUAAGGAAUUCAUCGUUCUUACAGUUCUGCACACUCAUCAGUCCCCCAAAUCCGCCUUCAUCAGUGCUGCAAAGAAGGCCAAGCUGAGAUCCAAUCCCGUGAAGGUCCGAUUUUCUGAGCAGGUGGCAAUUGGAGAAACAGAUGCAAAGAUGAUGAAGAAAGAAGCUCUUCUCCUCAUCCCCAAUGUCCUGAAGGUUUUCUUAGAAAAUGGGCAGAUCAAGUCGUUCACGUUUGAUGGCCGGACCACUGUUAAGGAUGUCAUGGUGACAUUACAGGACCGGCUUUCCCUGAGGUACAUUGAGCACUUUGCCCUCGUCCUUGAGUAUGCCGGACCAGAACAGAACCACAAGUUCCUGCUUCUCCAGGACAAGCAGCCCCUGGCUUAUGUAGUGCAGCGGACACACUAUCAUGGAAUGAAAUGCCUCUUCCGGAUAAGUUUCUUUCCCAAAGACCCGGUGGAGCUGCUGCGUCGGGAUCCUGCUGCUUUCGAGUACCUGUACAUCCAGAGUCGGAACGAUGUCAUCCGAGAACGCUUUGGAAUGGACCCCAAGCCAGAGAUGCUUUUGGGCCUUGCUGCCCUCCACAUCUAUAUCACUGUCUCAGCUACUCGACCUAGUCAGAAGAUCUCACUCAAGAAUGUGGAGAAGGAGUGGGGCCUGGAACCCUUUCUUCCCCCCUCCCUCCUACAGGGCAUCAAAGAGAAGAACCUCCGGAAAUCUCUCUCUCAGCAGCUGAAGGCGCACCAAACACAUCCUUCCAGCAGCACCAAGGGCUCUGCAAUUCAGGCCAAACUCCAGUAUCUUCGAAUUCUGAAUGAACUUCCGACGUUCACGGGCGUUUUGUUCAACACUGUGGGCCUGGAUGAGAAGCAGUCGGCCACCACCCUCCUAGUGGGACCCCGUCACGGCAUCAGCCAUGUUAUUGACCUCAAAACCAACCUCACCACUGUGCUGUCCGAGUUCAGCAAGAUCAGCAAGAUCCAGCUGUUCCGGGAGAACCAGGGCGUGGCCCGGGUGGAGACCAGCAUCAUGGAUGCCAAGCCUCUGGUGCUGUUGAUGGAGUGGCCCGAAGCCACCAACUUUGCCUGCCUGAUUGCGGGGUACUGCCGCCUCCUGCUGGACUCCAGGAAGAUGGUCUUCUCCAGGCCCGCUAGCCAGCCUCUUCCACCUCCAAUGAUCAAGGCAGAUUACAUGCACAGCGCCCACCGCCCUGUCACUGGGGGCCACCUGGGGAAAAAGGAGAGUAGUUAUGUGGGCAGCAUGGGCACCAGCCCCAGGAAGUCGAGCCGCUGCACGCCCCCGCCUGCCGACUCUGAGCUUGUCAGCUUUUGCUACCUCCACAUGCGGGAACAAAGGAAGGAUCAGGAAAGCCGGACAGAUGUCAAUGAGAACUUAAUCUUCUUUGAGGAGACCAGGCCCCGGACCAAGUCUGACCCCACGUCCAAGAGUUCUGGCCAAGGUUAUGUGAUCCCUGAUGACUUUGAUGCAGCUAGCCUAGACCACGAGCCUUGUGCCAGCAGGGCCCGGUCCUACACUCUGGACAAUUCCCUUGGGGCUGAAGCCCUGAAUUUCUACUGUGACUCUUGCAAAGCCAAACUCCAGGAGCAGCUGGGCCCUCGCAAAGGUGGGAGGUCUGGCUCCUCUCGUGACAAUAUGGUAGACUUGAUGUCCCUCCCACCCCCCGGGAGUGAGGAGGAGGAAGAGGAGGAAGAUGAGAGCACUUCGCUGUUGCCUUCCAUUGCUGCCCCACCUCCUGGUUUCCGAGACAACAGUUCUGAUGAAGAGGACCCCAAGCGCCGGGCCGUCCAGAGCCAGGAGCAAGGACGCCACCUGCGUGGGCUCCUGUACGAUGAGAUUCCAGUGACACUGAUUGACAGCGUGCAGACCCGGACAGUCCGAGAUCAUGCCCAGGAGCUAGAUGAUGCCCUGGUGUCCACUCUGCAGGCUCUGGAAGCCCUGGCAGCCUCAGAGGAUGGACCACACCCCCCAGCCCCUCAGACUGCAGGUCUGAUUGUGCUGGCCACAAUCACCCCUGAAUCGUCGCUGGACUCGGGCCACGAAACCAACUCUUCGGAGCUCACGGACAUGUCGGAGGUGAUGUCAGCCAUGAAGCAACACCAGAAUACCACCUACUUCCUGGCCCAGCAUCUCAACAAGGACAGCCUCCUGGCCCGCAAGGACCUGCCCUUCCGGAUCCAGAGCUGUGCAGCCCAGGCCGUUCUCACGGCCCCUUACUCUCUCGGGCGCCCGGAUCCCAACCCAUCCCUCCAGCCAGCUGUCACAGGCCAGAGUCCUGGCGCCCCUGGUGCUCGGAGGAAGGUGCCCCCGUCAGAGGCGCAGCCACAGCACGAGCGAACGUACGCCCUGGCUGUGCACCCAGCACUGUCCCCUCAGCUGAGUGAGCAGAAGAAUCUGAGCCUGCUGUCCCCAGUUCCUGAGGACAAAGGGCCUGGCCACACUCGGGCGGGCCUAGAGAUGUCACUGAGGGCGGCCACACCGUCCCUCAGUGAAGAGCAGGUCUCUGAGCUAAGGGAGAGCCUGCCCAAGGAGGUCAGGUUGAGCCCCAAGCUUAUCCUGGACCCAAAGGGCAGUGUGACCCCAGCCAUCAUCUCGGCCGCCCUACAGCAGGUGGUUCAUACUAAGAGUCUAUCUGCCCCUGGCGGGGCCUUGGGGAGCCCCCCCAACAGUGGGGAGAGGUUAGAGGCCAGCAUGGGGAGGUCAGAGGUCAGCAUGGGAAGGCCAGAAGUUAGCAUGAUGAGCGGCAGUGCCAAUAAGAAUCUUAAGUUCAAAAUGAGUCCCAGUGCUCCAGAGGCCUCACGGAAUUCCCAGCCGCAGCUGAGCCCAGAAGUCUCUUCCAGCUCCAGAGCACCCACAGGCAGCCGAGCUGAUAGCCUGCACCUCUCCUCACAAGAGGACAGGCUGCCUAUUCAAAGUUUCCCUCCCAAGAGCUAUCUUUCUCGAGCGAGUCGAGAGUCAGUGGGCAAGCAAGGUACCGGGGAGGUGGCGGGCAAGGGCGGGCCUGAGGGUGCUAAGCCUUCCCUGCAUAAGCAGGGCAACGUCUCCGGCCAGGGGGAGAAGGGGCAGCUGGAGAGCACCCCCCAAAGCAGCAAGCUUGAAGACACCAGCCUGGUCCCCCGAGCCGGCUACCCCAUGGUUCUGCAGAGCCCCAGCUGCCCGCCGCGAGGCCAGAGCCCGCUGAGGCCUCAGGCUGCCAGCCGGCAGGUGAGCACCAUGCCCUCCAGAAAGAUCGAAACGACCCUGGAUGGAGCCCACUUGGCCUCCGAAGGCCCCACCAAGCCCAAAUCGUCCCGGGGUCCUUUCCGGCUGCGCAGCUUAUUCUCUGCCACCUUCCCAACCCGCCAGAAGAAGGAGACCGAUGAGCGGCAGGCCCAGCUGCAGAAGGUGAAGCAGUAUGAGCUGGAGUUCCUUGAGGAGCUUCUCAAGCCACCAAGCCAGGGGGAGCUGUCGGGCACCGAGUACCUGCAACCCCCAGCUCCAGGCCGCUGCAGCUGCCAGCUCCGCAGCAGCCCCGUGCAGCAGGGGCCCGGCAUGUCCCGAGAGCAGAGGCGCAGCUGUGAUUGCAAGCGCAUGUGCCGGGGGGCCUGGCCUCAGGCCCCCCAGACGCCGGUGCCCGGCCUCCAGGGGAGGGAGAGGGACAGGGUCCCCCCUACCCAGAGGCAGCCAGAGGCCGGCCCAGGCUUGAGCCUCGGCAGCCCCACCAGUGUCCGGCGCAUCCGCUCCACCAGCCUGGAAUCCCGAGAGUGCCGAUCGGACCCUGAGAGCGGGGUUUCAUGCCUGACCACAUGUGCCUCGGGGGGCGAGUGUCUAGGAGCUCCCAACUACAAGAAACUGAUGCGCCGCUACAGCAUCAGCGAGCUGGACCAGGGCGACAGGGCCUCGCUGACCUCGGACGUCUACCCGCACCCACCCCUGGGCAUGCUGCCCAGGGAGGCCAAGGAGGUAGAGGCAGGCCUCCCCCUAGGCGUGGGUCCCAAAAGCAAGUCGCUGGAAUCCCCGACCCUGGGAGACCCCUCCUACGUCCACGUUGCCCCUGAGACCAAAGGCCCCAGACAGAUGGCCGUGUUCUCCCUGCCGGAAGAGGUGUACCGGAAGCCCGCGGAGCUGGACGAGGACAGCGAGAGUGGCAAGUGCUGCUCCAUCCGCUACUGCUUCUACUACCGCAAGUGCGACAUGGCGGAUGACACCAGCGAUGGCAAGGACGAGCUCUCCUACUCCAUCCCCAUGAAGAUCCUGCCCGGCAUGAAGCUGGACGAGCAGGUGGUGCCCGUGGUGAGCAAGACCCUGCAGGUGCUGGAUGCCGCCACCUGCAGCAGCCCGGAGGCCUCCCGCACCCAGGAGAUCGACCUGCGGGUGUCCACCUUCGAGGGGAGCCUGGCCAAGAUCAACGCCCUGCGGGCCCAUGCCUACGGCCUGCCUGACGGCUUCCUGGCCGCCCGGCUGGACACCAAUGAGCUGCUGACGGUCCUGAGGCAGUGCGUGGCCAGCCCUGAGGCCCGCGCCCCCAAGCCCUACGUCUCCCAGAUUUCUGAGUACAAGCUCGAGCUGGCUCUCAAGUUCAAGGAGCUCCGGGCCUCUUGCCGCCGCGUGGCCAACGUGGACAAGAGCCCCACUCACAUGCUGGCGGCCAUCACGGGCAGCUUCCAGGUGCUGAGCAGCCUCAUUGAGACGUUCGUGCGGCUGGUGUUCAUCGUGCGCUCUGAGGCCCAGCGCCAAGAGCUGCUGGCCAAGGUGGAAGAGGUGGUGAGGAACUACACCUUCCUGCUGCGCGCAGCCGAGGAGUCCACCGCCCGGAGCCUUAAGCAGCAGCAGCAGGCAGCGGCCGCGGGGCACUCACCGGGCUCCCCCACUUCAGCGACUGUUAUGAGCACAUUCACCCGCUCCUUAAAAACCCUUAUCAAGUAG
Molecule: messenger RNA, 5229 nt
Organism: Lipotes vexillifer (Yangtze River dolphin)
Lineage: Eukaryota; Metazoa; Chordata; Mammalia; Artiodactyla; Lipotidae
Gene: FRMPD3
Product: FERM and PDZ domain containing 3
Exons: 15
Coding region: 1-5229 (1742 amino acids)
Cellular component (GO): cytoskeleton
Molecular function (GO): protein binding
Source: RefSeq, a predicted model, not a curated record